This is a messenger RNA of Micromonas pusilla CCMP1545, 919 nucleotides long. RefSeq lists its product as uncharacterized. Lineage: Eukaryota; Viridiplantae; Chlorophyta; Mamiellophyceae; Mamiellales; Mamiellaceae. Bases 52 to 795 code for a protein of 247 amino acids. The record is from RefSeq and is a predicted model, not a curated record. The transcript is spliced from 5 exons.
GCGCGGUGAAUCGUUCGACGCGCGCGACCUCGCGACUCCGCGGCGGCGACGAUGACUAUGGAAGCGAUCAAAGAUCGCGUGUACAAGCACCGGAUCCGCAUCCAGGACUUCUUCGCGGACUACGACAAGCUCCGGAGAGGACGCAUCUCGCAAUCGCAGUUCGCCGCGGCGCUGUCCGUCGCCGGGUUCAACUUUAACGCGAGAUCCUACGCGGCGCUCGCGAGCGCGUACCCGUCGUCGGACGCGGUGUUUUCCGUCGCGUACAAGGCGUUCUGCGACGACGUGAACGCCGUCUUCACGAAGAAACUCCUCGAGCGCACGCCGCUGGAAGACGUGGACAAGGAGCCGAGCGAACUCCUCGACCCGUUGCGGUUCAGCGUGCGCAGAGGCGGCUCCUUCCCGGCGGGCGACGACGCGGAGGACUCACCGGGCGCGGGCGACGAUGAGAUUGACGAGAGGCUCGCGGCGGCGCUGGAGAGGGUGACCGACCUCGCGAAGACGCACAGGAUCUACGUGAAGCAGUUCUUCGACGACGCGGCGAAGAAUCAAAACUCGCCGAUGCGCGUGAAUCACGUGACGCUGACGCAGUUCAAGCGCGCGAUGCUGACGCACGUCGCGAGGGAUCUGUCAGAGGCGGACGUGGAGGUCAUCGCGCGCGCGUUCACGGACGAAGGGAUGGUCAACUACGCCGCGUUCGCCGCGACCGUGGACCCGAAGGAGCCGCUGUUUCAUCCGUACUCGUUGUCCGCGCGAGCGGCGCAGGCGGCGGCGGCGGCGGUCGCCGCGGGGGCGUGAGCGACGGCGAGCGACGACGGCGCGAGGAGGGCGUCGGCGAACCAGACGCGGACCGAACGAUUCGAUUUCCAAAAGAAAGAAUACUUCCGUCGUAAUUAGUAAUGUAAGGUUACAUACAGUACUC